This is a messenger RNA of Microtus oregoni (creeping vole), 4038 nucleotides long. RefSeq names its product Ras related GTP binding D (gene Rragd). The record is from RefSeq and is a predicted model, not a curated record. The coding region runs from base 251 to 1450 and encodes 399 amino acids. The transcript has 7 exons. Gene Ontology annotation, biological process: cellular response to starvation; positive regulation of TOR signaling; cellular response to amino acid stimulus. Gene Ontology annotation, cellular component: Gtr1-Gtr2 GTPase complex; nucleus; lysosome. Gene Ontology annotation, molecular function: GTP binding; GTPase activity. NCBI's taxonomy places the organism in Eukaryota, Metazoa, Chordata, Mammalia, Rodentia, Cricetidae.
AGCGCGCGCCCGGCGGUGCGUGUGUGUGUGUGUGUGUGUGUGUGACAAGCGUCAGGUGACUCGGGUCACGCAGUCGCUCCCUCGCGCUCCCGGGGAGAACUGCCGCGCUCCGGCUGGCUCCUCCGGCAGCGGCGGCGGCGGGAGGGGGAGGGAGGGCUGGGCGCCGCUGCAGCCCCCAGAGCGCCAAGCUCGCCCGGGGAGACGCGGGCGGUUCGGCCCACGCGGGACUCUGGAGCCGAGCGUGGGCGUGAUGAGCCAGGUGCUGGGCAAGCCUCAGCUGCAGGGUGAGGACGGCGGCGACGACGAGGAGGAGGAUGAGCUGGUGGGACUGGCGGGCUACGAGGACGGGCCCGGGUCCUCGGACGCCGAGCUGGACAGCGGGCCGGAGGAGGGAGUUCUGGACUUGAGCGACCCCUUCAGCACUGAGGUGAAGCCCAGGAUCCUGCUCAUGGGUCUCCGAAGGAGUGGCAAGUCGUCCAUACAGAAAGUUGUCUUUCACAAGAUGUCCCCGAGUGAGACCCUGUUCCUGGAAAGCACCAAUAAGAUCUGCAGGGAAGACGUCUCCAACAGCUCCUUUGUCAACUUCCAGAUCUGGGACUUCCCAGGCCAGAUUGACUUUUUUGACCCGACCUUUGACUACGAGAUGAUCUUCCGGGGCACAGGAGCACUAAUCUUUGUCAUCGACUCCCAGGAUGACUAUAUGGAAGCGUUGGCCAGGCUCCACCUCACAGUUACCAGAGCCUACAAAGUGAACACUGACAUUAACUUUGAGGUGUUUAUUCAUAAAGUGGAUGGUCUGUCGGAUGAUCACAAAAUUGAAACCCAAAGAGACAUUCACCAGAGGGCCAACGAUGACCUUGCAGAUGCUGGCUUAGAAAAAAUUCACCUGAGCUUUUAUCUGACGAGCAUUUAUGACCAUUCAAUAUUUGAAGCCUUCAGUAAAGUGGUUCAGAAACUGAUCCCACAGCUCCCGACGCUGGAGAAUCUGCUGAACAUCUUUAUCUCAAAUUCCGGAAUUGAAAAGGCAUUUCUGUUUGACGUGGUCAGUAAGAUUUAUAUUGCAACUGACAGCACUCCCGUGGACAUGCAGACCUACGAGCUCUGCUGCGAUAUGAUCGACGUGGUGAUCGACAUCUCUUGUAUUUAUGGUCUCAAAGAAGAUGGAGCAGGAGCCCCGUAUGACAAGGAGUCCACAGCCAUUAUAAAGCUGAAUAACACAACGGUUCUUUAUUUAAAAGAGGUCACAAAGUUCUUGGCGCUCGUUUGCUUUGUCAGAGAGGAAAGCUUUGAAAGAAAAGGCCUUAUUGACUACAAUUUUCACUGCUUCCGGAAGGCCAUCCAUGAGGUGUUCGAGGUGAGAAUGAAGAUGGUGAAAUCUCGAAAAGCCCAGAGUCGCUUACGGAAGAAGAAAGGAGCUACUCCUAACGGGACCCCUCGCGUGCUGCUGUAGGGGGGCUAUCAGGAGCCUGAGCCCACACUUGUGAUGGGGGUGCCGAGCCACACUGCACCUCAGGAAGGAGGAGCCUGCGACACGGACGUAGAUUUGUUCAGGACAAAGAAAGUACUCUCUUUUUAAAAUAAAAUGAGCUCUUCGAAGCAAAAACCUGUACAGUAACAAAGUGAGCCCACUCUAUCGCUGCAUAAAUGUAAACUUCCGUGUUGAUAAUCAGAAAACCCCCCCGUGAGAACUGCCAGGAACUGUACAUAUUUUGCACUUUUUCACAUUUUUCCUCUAGAGAUGAACUUUGAUAAGGACUUUUUCUAAACUCUCAAGGGCGUGCAUACUAUGGUCCAUACGGCCAUCGGAAAUUCAUCCAAAGUAAUACAUUGGUGAAGACUUUUUGUAAAUUGGGGAACCUUUGCUACCAAUUGUUAUGGGGGAAAUCAUUUUUCAGUGGAGCAGGGAUAGUAGGUCUGGGCUGGGAGCUCCAGGCAAGAACAGUAAGAACUUGUGUUUGUAAUGAGUGUGAAUGGGAAUUUUCUAGAAGAAUAUCAGGACCAGUCUUCCAUCCAAGUCUGUAUCCCUAUUGGCCAUGCCUUCCUACCCACCCAGUCUUUAUGAAACUCCCUCCCUCGGCACACGUCUUUGUAGUCGGUGUGUUCAAGUGGGUGACUUCUUUCUGCUGCGUUAUUCUAAUGAACCUUAGGGACCAGAUUUCUAAAAUGAUGCCGGUUAGUAUAAAGAUAUAUGAAUGUUGUUUGAGGAGACGGGGGAAAUAGUAUGGAUUUGUUGGGAAUGUUCUGGAGGUACUUCUGUACCUGCCAAGGAGGUAAAAUAACAGGCCGAGAGGGUUCCCAGAGAGUCCCAGUGGCAGAUGGCCUCUCAGACUAGAUACAUUUGUGUACAUGUGUGUAUCUGGCUCCUGUGAAUGGCCUCUUGUGCUAUGUUUAAAGUCUUUGUUCAGGACCAGUUUUUAGUGCUCCAUGGCCACAGGCAUGGAGCAGGUCUUUCGUCUUCACUAUGGAGUUUAGUCCUUGGUGGCUUCAUUUGGUACCCGAAUCACCCGUCCAUCUGUGACAGUGUGCCUUGUGUCCUCCCUCCCGUGCCUACCAAGUUCAGCUUGCUACCAACUUGCUCUGUGAGAGAAUUCUGACACAGGAAAGCUUGUGGCCUGUGGGAAAAGGUCCGCCUCAAGAGGUCUAAGUUAGCCAUGGGUUCGUUUUUCUAGAUGAGCAGAGAAUUGAAGUCCUAAAUCUAGGUCUGUACCAAGCCAUUCCAAAGGUUAGCACUGUCAGGCAUGUAUGACCCUAGAAAAGAUUCCUAGGGACAUCAGUGCUGCUCUUGCAAAAAUAUAUGAAGUGUUUAAAGCAUUUUGUCCCUUCUUAUCUAGUUGCUUUUCCUUCCCCAAGUCUUAUACUUGGUUUCUUGCUUGUUUAUUGUUUGUGUGUGGUUUGGCUGUCCUGGAAGUCACUAUGUAGACCAGGCUAAUCUUGAAGUCAUAGAUCCAUGUGACUCUGCUUCCCCUGAGUGCUGGGAUCAAAGGUGUGCACCACCUUGCUGGGAGAGGUCUUCCGAAGCUGCUAACAAUGAUGGAUGUCUGAUGUUGCAAGCUGAGCCUCCAGUAGUCUGUGCGGUACUAAGGGGUUUCUAGCACUCCUUACAGCAUUGUGGCUCCUUCCUUACGAUCCCUGUGCAGAGACCACAAAGGAAUUGUUAGGCGCCUGGAACCCCAGAGAAGUUUCCGUUCCCUUAAUUUUCAGAGCUGUUCCCUGAUGGGCCUUGGCCAACAGGUUGGAAGGAGGUUGGCUACCCUGAAGAGUCUAAUUCCCCCUCCCCCAACACACACACACACACACACACACACACACACACACACGAGAGAGAGAGAGAGAGAGAGAGAGAGAGAGAGAGAGAGGAUGCUGUUUGUUUGCUUUUUUGAGACAGGGUUUGAGAUGGCCCAGGCUGCUCUCAAACUUGCUAUGUAGCCCAGGGCUAUCUCCCACUUCUGAUCCCUCUGCCUUCACUGCCCCGUAGUGCUGGGAUUAUAGCAGUACACCAACAUGCUUGUCUUGAACAGUGCUGAGGACUGAGCCCAGGGCUCUGUGCACGUUGGGCAGGUUCUCUAUUAAGCACAUGUAUCCCGGUUCCUUUUCUUAAUAGUUUUUACAAAGUAUUUCUCAUUGAACAGAGAAUUGCAUUUUUAAUAAGACUUUAUUUUUUAGGUAAGACAUCUGCCUGUCUGGUAAACCACAUAAAAUUGCCAUGUAGAAGUGGAGCUUCCGUUUUGAAGCUGGUUAUAUAAUGGGUUUUUGUUGAAAUGUGCCUUAAAAGCCCAUCACUUCACAGGCGUGUGAUCAAUCCUGGAACAUAGGGCCCACGUUCCUGAUCACAGACGCACUCUCGUUACUCAUGCUGAUUCGGAUCGAUUCCUGCCUCCGGCCUCGUGUGACAGUGACUUCUGAAGAUGCAGGAGUUACAGCUGAGGGGUGAGGUUUUCCGGUCUGGGACUGGGAUUACUACAGAUCUUCACAUUCGUUUCAUGUUUUCUCUUAGAUUUGGGAGUUAGCCUAAGGCACUGUGUAGAUCUGUGUGGAUGC